Molecule: messenger RNA, 1284 nt
Organism: Yarrowia lipolytica CLIB122
Lineage: Eukaryota; Fungi; Ascomycota; Dipodascomycetes; Dipodascales
Molecular function (GO): oxidoreductase activity, acting on NAD(P)H
Source: RefSeq, a predicted model, not a curated record
AUGCCUACCGUCAAAGGCCCCAUUCGACAAGUGCAGCUAGAUAUCCCUUCUUUAGUGGAGAGAAAGAGAGCCCGAGACUCCAGUGUCGAGACUCCUGGACCCCAAGACGAACAGCUUUUCGACAAGAAGGUGAAGGUGGAGGUUAAAGAAGAGGUUGAAGAAGAGAUUGAGGAUGGCCUGGACUCCUCGGACGACUCGGACACAACCACCAUCGACGUGUCCAACCACACUGUUGUUCUUCUGGACAAGAAGGGACCAUAUACCCAUUCAUUAACCUCUCACACACGGUACACUCCUGGCUCCGACGAGGUUCUGGUGCGCAACAAGGUCAUUGGAUUGAAUCCCAUUGAUUGGAAGGCGGUGCGAUAUGGCUUUGGAGUGUAUUCGUUCCCCUGGAUCAAUGGAAGAGAGUCUGCCGGCAUUGUGGAGAGCGUAGGACAAGACGUGACCCGAGUGAGACCAGGAGACGAGGUGAUUGUCACUUCCACUUCCUACAGAGACAACCGAACAUCCACUUUUCAGCAGUACACAAUAGCCAAGGGCUCGAAUCUGAUUCUCAAGCCCCGCAAAAUCAGUUUCAGCGCCGCAGCCACUCUGGGUGUUGGGGCCGUCACUUCCACUCUAGCAUUUGCCGACAAUCUGAACAUUCUUUCUCUCGACGAGCUUCCCACCCCCAAACCGUCGCCGAAAGAGUCCGAGUCGUGGGUCGUGGUAUGGGGAGGUGCCUGUGUCACGGGUAUCUACGCCAUUCAACUGGCCAAGCAUCUCGACUUCAACGUGUUGGCUGUAUCCAGUAAAGAGUCGGCAAACUACGUUAAGUCUUUUGGAGCAGACGUGGUGCUGGAUAGACACGAUAUUGCGGGCAAGGAGCAGGACUCUAUCAUUGCAGCCAUACCCGAGGGUCACAGUGUUUCACACGGCUUUGACUGUGUGGGAAGCACCAGUAGCAGCCAUCUGGCAAGUGUUCUCAGUCAGCAGAAUACUAGUAGUACAGAAAAAGUGCCGCUGGUGUGUCUUGUCAAGUCUCCUUCCAAGCCCGAGGAGCUGGCUCGAUAUGACGACACCAAGGUCCGCAUCGAGUCGGUGCUCAUCAAAAAGUUCCACGAAGAUCUCGACCACGGUCUCAAGGUGUCACGGUACCUGGAGCAGCUUCUGGAGCUGGACAUAUUGCGGCCCGCCCAGCACCAGGAGAUUGCCGGAGGUCUUCAAUUGGGCGUCAUAGAGGGUCUUCGCAAGCUCGAGCACGACAAUAUCAGAGCACAAAAGUUGGUGGUUCCAGUGUAG